Limulus polyphemus (Atlantic horseshoe crab) is the source of this 1367-nucleotide messenger RNA. Its product is annotated as B-cell receptor-associated protein 31-like. The record is from RefSeq and is a predicted model, not a curated record. The transcript is spliced from 9 exons. Lineage: Eukaryota; Metazoa; Arthropoda; Merostomata; Xiphosura; Limulidae. Gene Ontology annotation, biological process: intracellular protein transport; endoplasmic reticulum to Golgi vesicle-mediated transport. Gene Ontology annotation, cellular component: endoplasmic reticulum; endoplasmic reticulum membrane. Bases 431 to 1132 code for a protein of 233 amino acids.
UUGCUAUUAGAAAUAAGUUAUUUUAAUCUUUGAUUGGAACGCGUUAACAUUCAGAAAAUGAGACACUUCUGAUAGACGGAAGACGGUUACUCUGUGAAUCUAUUAAAAUAGUUUAUUGAAAAUUUGUAACUAUAUUCAUUUAUAUCAACUUAAAAUAUACAAAUUCAUAAAGUGUUACCAUAAAAAAAGUCUAGUAUGAUUGGAUGGCACAGGUAUCAUUUUUAGCUUGUAUGCGGUGUCACUUUUUCUUAAACUUAGAGCGUCUUGAUCUGAACUGAUAUUUGAAUCGAAAUAAUUUCAAUUAUCUGCAGUUUUAGAGUUUAGACUCUGGAUUAGGACUGACCUGGAUCUGAUGUUAAGAGGCCACUAGACAAAAUCUACAAGUAUUGGAUCAAAUCAAGGAGUAGCAUAAAAACAACUCUACGUAGAAAUGAGCAUCCAGUGGACUUUAAUUGCAUCCUUUCUCUAUGGAGAAAUAGCAGUUGUUGGUUUACUUUUACUUCCUUUUAUUUCUUCAUUAAGAUGGGCCCGAAUUCUGAAAUCUAGACUUUUUCGACUGAUUAGGGAACGUAUUAAUAUUUAUUUUGGAAUCCUAUUUUUUUUUCACUUAAUUUGUUUCUUUGAUGCAGUUCGAGAAAUGAGGAAGUACUCCAGUACAGAAGUAAGUGAUCAUGAUACAUUGAGCACAGAGUUACAGCGUAACAUGAGGUUGUUUAGAGCACAGCGAAAUUUCCACAUUAUGCUCUUCACUUUCUUCCUUUUGUUUGUUAUUCGUCGACUUGUUAGUCUAAUCCUGAACCAAGCUACGCUUGCUGCUCAAUGUGAAGCUUCAGUACUUCAAGCAAGAAGAGCAACUGAGACAGCUGAAAGGCUAAUGCAAGAAAAGGAACGUCAGACUAAAUCAUUGGAUGAUGAAUGUGCAAGUAACCUAAACAAUGAAACCUUGUCUCUGAAGGAAGAGUUAGAACAGGUUAAAAAUGAACUUGAACAUCUGAAAAAAGACCGGAACUCUAUGAAAGCACAAGCCGAGUCUGUUAACAAGGAAUAUGACAGGCUAGUCAAAGAAUAUGCAAAACUUCAGGAAGAGCUAGACAUGAUCACUGGUAGUUCAAGUGUUAAGAAAGAUGAAUGAAGACUUGAAAGAAAACCUUAUGCUUCAAGCUGACUUAACAGGAUUUGAAUGUUUAUUUUUCUGGUCAAACUAUCUUCUCCGUCUUAGAAAUGUAUUAACUGCCUUUUUUUUUCUUCAUAAAAACCCAUGAGUAAAGUGAGAAAUACUGUAUUUCUAUGGAUCUUCUAUUAUAAAUACUGUUUUGUGUUGUAAAUUUAUACUUGUAUGAAAUGGAAAUGAACUUGUAUUGUAGUCA